CUUGUAUGUUACUGUACUAAUGUUGAAUUUUUCAGCAGGGCAAAUGAUGCUGUUCUAUUGGCCCUUUAUGAAGCUGUGCAUCUGAACCGAAACUUUAUCACUGCCCUGACACAUUCAUUGACUGACUCUUGUGGACCUUCAACUUCUCCUACUCCUGUGUCAUCAGAAGGAACAAGUCAAGGUUCAGCUGAUCUCACUGACAUUCACACUCCACCUUCCAACUUGCUUGUGACUUUUCUGGAAUUUUCUUCUAUUGUUUUCCAAAAUACAAAAACUGAAGCAAACAUUCAGACUGCUAAACUGUGUUUUACCAUUCUCAUUUGUAUUGCUGAGGAUCAAUAUGCUAAUUCUAUCAUGCAUGAUAUUAACAUGGUUUUUAAAGUUCAACUGCACAGAGUGCCCAUGAGACACCGUAAAGUGUCAUCAGAGAGACGUUCUCCAUCACGUCCUCUUGCUUGUGCCAUCCUUGACCUAAUGGUUGAGUUCAUCUUCAGCCACAUGAGAAAAACACUACUUUUGGAACUUUUUAAUCGCUGUCUAGGAAUCAUUCAUCGAUUGUUGUGCUACCAGAAAAAGUGUCGGGUACGACUACAGCAUAAUUGGAAAGAACUUUGGACAGCAUUAAUCAAUCUUUUGAAGUUCAUGUUGAGUCAUGAGUCAGACCUAGUUAAAAAGUACAACACUUUCCAGUUAGCUCAUCAGGUGAUAAACAUUUUCAACCUCUUCAUUACUUUUGGAGACACAUUUCUUCCAUCUCCAACUAGUUAUGAUGAGCUCUAUUAUGAAAUAAUUAGAAUGCAUCAAGUUUUUGACAACACAUAUUCUAUGGCUUUGCGGUACACAACAACUGGUGGAAACUGGAAAGACUCAGCAGCAAAACUCACAAAUAGUUUAGUCAAUAUCAGAGCUAUCAUCAACCAUUUUUCUCCCAAAAUUGACUCUUGGGCUUCAGCCAACUACAUCUCAACUUUAACUGAAGAACAGGUGCUGGAGGUUGUACGGAACAACUAUGACACACUGACACUCAAGCUCCAUGAUAAUCUUGAUCAGUUUGAAAGAUAUUCAGAAAAACCCAAAGAAUCAUCAUUUUUCACUCAGAUGGUACGAAGUGUUGUGUCUGAAUACCAGCAAUCUCUCAACUUCACUUCUCUGGAGCAGCAAAAUCUUCUUCAGGAAUUUUCAACCAUAACAUAGUUGUGCAAAUUGUAUCUAGGUUUUUUUAACCAUUCAUUGUUCUCUUCAAAAUCUGUUCUGCAUUAUUUCUAAAUAUUACAGUAAGCUGUAAUAAAAUAGGGGAAUUUAAACCUUACAUUUUUGUGUUUAAACUUCUUAAUGCAUGUUAAGCUUGUGAAAACUAACAUACUAUCAGAUUUAAACCAGUUUCAGUGCAGCUUUCUCAAAAAUAUCUGUUUCGUUUCCUUUUGGAAAAAACAUUGCAAGUAUUUUUUUAAUCAUUAUAAAUUUCAAAACCAUUACCUUAUUUGCAUACAAUUUCAUGAAUGUUGCUUGCAAGAUGUUUAAAAUAAAAAGAACUUUCUGGGCUUUUGUUAUGCUUGAAUGUAUAAUUGUAUCAUUACAGUCUUUUAUUGCAGAUAUUUUAUGUAAUACUGAUUUUAUAAGACAUUGUAGGGUUCAAUGGGCAGUGCCAUCAAUAAUAUCUAUUUGCUUUAUUUUGAAAUUUACAAAUUCAGUCACCUUUUACAAAACUAAUGUGUCUGUAAAUUACGAAAAUAAUAACAAUGAUAGCAGUAUGAUUGUAAAAUUAAUUACUAGCUUUAUCGUCUGUUUUAUUCAAGUGCUUUUUAUGCUGUAGUGGCUCUUUGUAAUCAGAUACCCAUUUUCUGUAACCAACUUUCUUAGCAGUAACAAGUUGAAUGCACUUAACCAGACUAACUUCUCCAAUAGUUGUGUUCUUUAAGAAACUUUUCUUGUGCAAUAACAAUGCUUGAUGGUCAAGCUCUUGUUUCCAUUCUAACCAUGUACAGUUUACAUGUAGCUUUGAUUGAUUUCAUGCAACAAAAAUUGGGGUCUGUAGUAGUUUUCAAUGUAUUAUAUCCAUAGCAGUAGUUUGACACCAAUCUUUCUGGAAUAUAAAAACAUAUUGCAUGCAUAAGUAGCUGAAAAUACUGUUAGUAAAACUCAUCACAAGCAGUAUCCCGUCAGUUUGAAUUGGAUGAUCUUAUUAGAUUUUUUUAAAUUAAAAAUAACAGUAAUUAUUAUUUUUAGCUUUAGAAAUUUCACACACAUAUAUAUAUAUAGAUUACUAGUUUUUUACCAUAAAAAUGAAUUAUUUUUUUACAAAUUCAAUGCUGAAAAAAUUACAACAACAGACAAUAUGUUGCUUUAUCUCUGAAUCUAUACAUUUUAUGAGAAUGAGAGCCAAAAUUAAAUCUUUAAGAUUUUUAUUAUUAAAACAAGAUAUAUAUGAACAAUUAGCACACUUAUGUGGGGGAUUGAAAACUAAGCAUACUAAUGGAUUCCAGUUGUAAGUGCAAGACCAGGUUAAAAACACUGAUUGAAGAUUAGAUAAAAGGAUACUUUAACACAUAGGUGUUUUAUGUAGUUAGAAAAUAAGUCUUUUUAGAGUUAGUUUAUGCUGUCUGUUUAGUUGUAAAAACAUAAAAGUGAACCAUACUUGUACUGUAACUCUGAUUUUCUAUUGUCAGUGUAUUGAGGUAUCAGGAACAUAAUGAUUAUAUAGCACCAUAGUGAAAUUAUUUUCUGUGAAAGAACAUCAUCUAGAAAUUAAGUAAAGUGUUUAGCACUUAGCCACUAGUGAAAGGUGUGUUUGGUUUUGUUAAUCUCUUCUCUUUUUUUUCUCUCUAUGACAACAGAAGUCCUCUGGUUCCGAAAAGAUAAGUCCUUGAAUAGUUCCAUGAUCAUUUGUUUUUUGAACAAAAAAAUUAAGUUCCAAGCUAAUUCUAUAUAAAGCAGUUCGCACUAUAUAAAUUUCUGUGAAAGUUAAUGAGAUCAUCUGACACUAAUCAAGUAAGAUCUACUGAAGACAGAGGUAAAUAACUAUAAUGAUUAUUGAUUAUAAUAAACCAAGCAAAGGGAUUACACUAAUCUGAUGUCCACACUUAAAGCCAAAUAAAGCUGCAUUUUGUGACUCACGAUUUGGAAAUUAAACCUGUAAGUGUUGCUAUUUAUAACCUCUACCGUGUACAUUUAUGUAAAUUCUACUUUAAUUAUAUAUGCAAGAAAAGGCUUCCUACAGUAAGAGCCAAAUGAAGGUAACUGAGAAGAAGCUAAGCAUAUACUGAAGUAGUUGUAGUUUACAUACUGUGUUAUUGCAUCUGAACUUUUUGUAUCUCAAUGAAAUUCAGAAAUUAGGGCAUUAAUCAGUUUGAUGGGCUGCCAUAAUUGUUGUGACCUUUAAAGUUGGCAGUUUGUAAAUAAAAAUCCUGUAAAUAAGAAGCAUUGAUGGUGAUGGAAAGAUGUAGUAGUUCUACCCAAUAAAUAAAUAAAACAUUUUCUAAUUCA
This is a messenger RNA of Limulus polyphemus (Atlantic horseshoe crab), 3483 nucleotides long. Its product is annotated as UPF0668 protein C10orf76 homolog. The record is from RefSeq and is a predicted model, not a curated record. Lineage: Eukaryota; Metazoa; Arthropoda; Merostomata; Xiphosura; Limulidae. Gene Ontology annotation, biological process: regulation of Golgi organization. The transcript is spliced from 13 exons. The annotation marks the transcript as partial. Gene Ontology annotation, cellular component: cytosol.